Molecule: messenger RNA, 1813 nt
Organism: Ziziphus jujuba (common jujube)
Lineage: Eukaryota; Viridiplantae; Streptophyta; Magnoliopsida; Rosales; Rhamnaceae
Product: hydroquinone glucosyltransferase-like
Exons: 1
Coding region: 210-1634 (474 amino acids)
Molecular function (GO): UDP-glycosyltransferase activity
Source: RefSeq, a predicted model, not a curated record
UCAUCGAAUAAUGCGGACCAGGAAAAAUAGUAUUUUAUUUAUUUAUUUUUUUUAAAUUGCCUCUUAAGAAACAAAUUGUCCACGACUCUAAAUAAUAUUUAAAAACCGCAUCAUUAUGUGUAGUUAUAUAAUAGUCUCUCUGCAUUGGAUUCUCAAUUCUCAAUCAUAUAUCCAUUAUUAGACAAACGAAAUUGAUUUUAUCAUUCGCCAUGGCAAUGAAGAAAAAAUCUCACAUAGCCAUUUUCCCAAGUCCUGGGUUUAGCCACUUGAUCCCUUUCGUCGAGUUCGCUAAACGUCUUGUUCUACAACACAACAACUUCCACGUCACUUUCAUAAUACCCACCGAUGGCCCUCCAUCCAAAGCCACCAAAGCCAUCGUUGAGUCCCUUCCAACCUCCAUCGACUCCAUGUUUCUCCCUCCAGUCAACUUUGACGGUAUCGCACCUGGGCUCCAGCUUUUCCUCACCGCUACUCGCUGUCUUCCGUCCCUUCGACAUGUUUUGGAGUCUUUGGUCUCCAAAACCCACUUGUCUGCUUUCCUCACCGAUAUGUUCGGAACUGAUACAUUAGAUGUUGCUAAGGAAUUCAAUAUCUCUCGCUUCAUUUUCUUUCCUACACCGGCUACGGCUUUGUCCUUACUUAUGAUUACGCCAAAGCUGGACGAGACAGUUUGCUGCGAGUUUAGAGAUUUGCCGGAACCGGUGGAGAUUCCCGGAUUCAUACCCAUCCAUGGUAAAGAUCUUCCCCAGCCAUAUCAAGAUAGGAAAAGCGAAAUGUAUAAACGCCUUAUAAACCUUACCAAACAGCUCAAUCAAGUGGAGGGUAUUGUGGUAAAUACAUUCACGGACAUGGAGUAUGGAGCUAUAAAAGCUCUGCAAGCGCAACAAGGAGAACCAAAUAGCGUUAUUAGUCCCCCGGUUUAUCCAAUUGGACCGAUUAUUCAAACCGGUUUAAGCGGUACUGAAGCUAAUGGAUCAGAAUGUUUAACAUGGUUAGACAAUCAGCCACGUGGCUCGGUCCUAUAUGUCUCGUUUGGAAGCCGUGGGACCCUCUCUGCCGAACAGCUGAAGGUGUUGGCCUUGGGUUUGGAAACGAGUGGACAAAAGUUCUUAUGGGUUGUCAGAAGACCAAACGAGCUUCCCAGUGCUGCUCAUCUUAAUGGUCAAGGCGAUUUCGACCCUUCUGAGGUUUUACCAAAUGGGUUUUUGGAGAGGACUAAGGGACAGGGACUAGUGGUUGCAUCUUGGGCACCACAAAUUGAAAUCCUGAGGCAUGGCUCAACCGGUGGGUUCCUAACCCACUGUGGUUGGAACUCCACACUUGAAGGUGUUUUGUUUGGUAAACCGCUAAUUACUUGGCCACUCUUUGCCGAGCAACACAUGAACGCAAUAAUGCUGGUGGAGGUUCUGAAAGUGGCGUUGAGACCAAAAGCUAAUGAAAAUGGGUUGGUGGAACGCGAGGAAAUUGCCAAAGUUGUUAGGGAUCUAAUUGAAGGGGAAGAGGGGAAGAGGCUUGGACAACGGAUGAAUGACCUGAAAGAUGCAGCUAACAGGGCACUGAGCAAAGAUGGGUCUUCCACAAGGGUACUUUCUGAAUUAGCAUCCAAGUGGCAAAAUGUGGAAGUUCCCGAGUAGAACUAUAUAUCACAAUCAUUUUUAAUUCUGCUUGUUUUUCUCCUUUUUUUUUUUUUUUUUGGGGAUAAUGUUUGUUUUUCUUUCUCGUUUCGACUAUGUUGCCUAAAGACAAUAUGUAUUGUCGUCUCAUAGAUUUAAUUUUUUUUUAUAUGGAUUUCAAGAAUCAAUUGCCAGACGAA